AUGUCCAUGAGAUCGACAGCGCCACUUUUUAAGGUUCUUACUAAUGCGGCCUUCCCUCUUACCAUAAUUCUUAGCGUGAUUCCUUCGGAGGACGCUCACCAGAGCGAAUAUACGGCCGAAUGUGAUGCUCGCAGGGCAUUCAUUUCUGGCUUUACCGGUUCAGCAGGAUUGGCUGUGGUUUCCGAGGAUUGUGCGGCGCUUUUCACCGACGGGCGAUACUUUCUCCAAGCAAGCAAACAAUUAGAUCAAAACUGGACGCUAAUGAAACAAGGUUUACCGGAUGUCCCCACCUGGCAAGAGUAUUUGCAGAACCUUCCCAAAGGUUCAAAAAUUGGUAUUGAUCCGACGCUAAUAACAGCUCUUGAUGCCAAAUCAUUGUCCGAGUCAUUGGAAAAGAAUGGAUCAUCGUUGGUGCCUACAGAUGAAAACCUAGUAGAUCUGGUAUGGGGAGAUGCAAGACCACCUCGUCCUGUCAACCCAUUAAUAGUCCUCGAAGAAUGCUACACCGGAAAAUCCCAUAAGGAAAAGAUUGAAACCCUUCGUGAAGAACUUGCUAAAGAGAAACAUUACGGUUUUGUCGUUUCCGCUCUGGACGAAAUUGCGUGGCUCUUUAAUCUCCGGGGAUCCGAUGUAAAAUUCAAUCCAGUCUUUUUUGCCUACGCUCUUAUAACUAAGCACGACAUUGUCCUUUACAUCGAUGAGACCAAACUAUCCAAAUCGGUGACGGAUCAUUUGGGACCUGAUGUAAAAUUUCGACCUUACAACGCUAUUUUCGAUGACUUGCGAAAACUCGCGGUUGCUCUGAAAAAAGAGGAACAAAGACUUCUUAUCAGCACCAGGACAAGUUAUGCCCUCGCAAAAGCAGUUGGCGAAGUAGGAUUUAAAUUUUAUGGAUUAAAGUCUAUCGUCACAAAUG
This is a messenger RNA of Acaulospora colombiana, 916 nucleotides long. The record is from the annotation of a GenBank genome assembly. NCBI's taxonomy places the organism in Eukaryota, Fungi, Glomeromycota, Glomeromycetes, Diversisporales, Acaulosporaceae.